CAUCAUGUCAACCAGCUCUGCAGGAAGUGCAUCUUGUGCCUAGCUGGAAUAUGAGGAGAAGAAGCUGUUUUAGACAGAGUUAUUGGGACGAAAAACUAAGCUUUUGACGAAAAAAAAACAUUGGGAGAUGGACAAUUAUCAAAGAGGACGACCAUGGGGAAAGCUUGUCAAAGUGGACUCCAGUGAAACUGUCCUGCUUUUCAACAGGGAAUGCACAGUUGGCAGAAAAAAAGGAUGUUAUCUGUCCUUCCCAGCCAACAAACUGGUCUCAGGGGAGCACUGCAAGAUUGUUCAAGAUGAAAGCUCAGGACUGGUCUGGCUUGAAGAUAUGAGCACUAAUGGCACAGUGAUCAACAUGUCUAAACUUGUCAAGAAGCAAACUCACAUGCUGCAGAACGGUGAUGUCAUCUACUUUGUAUACAGGAAAAGUGAGCCUGAACAAAACAUUGCCUAUGUUUACCACUCAAUCAAAACGGAGCAAGUUAUUUCGCAACAUGGUUAUGACACAGAGAGGUCCGCCCACAGUCCUGCUCCUGUCCCGUCGUCAGAGAUGUCUCUCUCUGUAGAGCCUGUAAUGCUCACAAAGGCUCCUCGUGAUCCAACUCAGGAGGAACCUCAACCCUCCACCUCCGCUUCCCACUUCUGCAUCGGAACUCCAUCCACUUCUGGUCCCAUUGUAUCAGCAGCCUGUCCUGCCUCUGGCCAAGCUGAAGAUAGUGCCCCAGCACAGGAAGAAGACAUGGACAACAUGGAGCCAGAAAGCAAGAGGAGGAAAACUGAUGGCAAUAGAUUUGAAGAAGAUUAUGAUUUGGACUUGCCACACACCUCCUGCACAGAAGUGGUCAGUCCAACCAAGGGACUACUGUCUAAACCCCCAGUGGAAGGGACAAAGACAGACAAGAUGGAGGAGAGUCUGACAUGUGUUAUUUGUCAGGAUCUUCUGCAUGACUGUGUCAGCUUGCAGCCUUGCAUGCAUGUCUUCUGUGCUGCCUGCUACUCUGGUUGGAUGGAGCGUUCUUCUCUUUGCCCCACCUGCCGCUGCCCUGUGGAGAGGAUUCGUAAGAACCACAUCCUCAACAACCUGGUGGAGGCCUACCUAAUCCAGCGCCCAGAAAAGUGCCGCAGUGAGGAGGACCUAAAGAGCAUGGACAGUCGUAACAAGAUAACUCAGGACAUGUUGCAGCCAAAAGUCGAGCGCUCUUUCUCAGAUGAGGAGGGCAGUUCAGAUUACCUCUUUGAGCUCUCUGACAAUGACAGUGACUCCUCAGACAUGAGUCAGCCACUAGUGAUGUGCAGACAGUGUCCUGGCUACAGGAGGGAGGUCAGUCAGGUGCUGUUUGCUACAGCUUCCAACUACUGGCUGCCUGGUCUGUCAGCUCCACCGCCUAUACCCCCUCCACCCAAACCAGCAACUGAGGAGGGGGCUGCAAAGCCCACAGGGGAGCAGCCUUCCACAUCCUCUGACAUCCCUGCAGCUCCUCAGGAGUACCGCUGCCCCCCUCAGGGCUGCCACCUCAUCUGCACCUGCUGCCUCCAGCCAAUGCCAGACAGACGGGCCGAGCUCAACAGCGAGCAGGUUAAUCCUCAACAAUGUGUGCUGUGCCAGCGACCCUUCUGUCAUAUGUACUGGGGCUGCCAGAGGAUUGGCUGUCAAGGCUGUCUGGCUCGAUUCAGUGAGCUCAAUCUCACAGACAAAUGCCUGGAUGGUGUGCUGAACAACAAUAACUAUGAAUCAGACAUCCUCCAGAACUUCCUGUCCUCCAGAGGGAAGUCAUGGAGAGAUCUGCUCCAGGAGUCUUUGCAGGCUUUACAGCAGGGAAACUACUAUCUCUCAGAUUGUCGCAUCUCUCCAAAUGUCAUUGUGUGCUUCUGCUGCGGCCAGCGAGCAUUCAAAGAGCUUGCCUACAAAUACAGACAGAACAUCGCUCCUUCUGAACUGCCAGCUGCUGUAACAUCUCGUCCCGACUGUUACUGGGGACGCAACUGUCGCACGCAGGUGAAGGCACAUCAUGCAAUGAAAUUCAAUCACAUAUGUGAGCAGACACGUUUCAAGAGCUGAAGGAGCAGCGUGUUUUGUUCCUCCACCUAAAGUGUCAAAUGUAGAUACUGGAGCAUCUCAUCGACCCAAUCUUCUCAAGUUUUGUUGUGUCCAUUGUAGCUUACUGCCUUCCACAUGUUAUGCAAUAACCUAAUGCAGAAAUUACAAUCAGUAUCCAUUUACAAUAGUGACCAGUGUCUUACUUGACACAGGGCUGUGUGAAAUAUUGCUAUGCACAAUAACAUUAAAGUUCAGUGUUUACUAAGGGUUUGGAUUGCCUUUAAGAGGGAGGGACAUUUAACACCAGCCAUCACUUAAAUUUAAACAAUUUUGUCUGUGGCUAAUGCAUUCAUUUAGUCAACCAGGCAACCAGCCACCAACUGUUAGUCUUUUGUGUUGUUUGUUUAAAGUACUUCCUGAUAUGUGCUCCAGCCUUUGUAACUAAAAUGUUCUUGGAUUCAGAGCGAGUGAGGCAAUCUGUAUGGAUUAAGGCCAUUUAUGUUCGCUUGCACAUGUUUGUGAGCAUGUUUUAUAUCAUGUCUCCUCCAGCCUUGGUAAUUGAGGAUUCAAACUCCCGACCUUCUUUAAUUGUGAUAUAUUUUAACAGUUGUUUAAAUCCAGGGCUUCCUACAUAAUGCUGAUGACAAGGUAACAGUAAUAGUGAUACUAGCACCACCAUUUUGGCCAUGACACAAGCAGUUUUCCCAGGUCCAACCUUUCCAAUAUAUUAUAAGGUGUUAAGUGAGAGACUUUUCUUGUUUUGCCAGGGCAUUACUCUGUUCCCAGACAAGGGCAAAAAGCCACAACAAACCCCACAUACAUACUAGGGUAGAUUUAUAAUCCCAUGUGAUAUUUGUAGAGGAUUGGGAAGGGGAUCAAUGUGUUGUAAGGCUGUCAGAGGGCAUGGUGGGCCUCUGUUGUAUGCUUUGCCCUGGAUAAUCAAGGUGAUUAACGUAGUGUAGAAAGGACGUUUCGUUGAACCUUGUAGUAAGGGCUAAGCUGAGAUAUAAUGCACAGUCACUCCAUGUAGACUCUUGAGAGGAAAAAUUAGGUUGCACUACAGGCAACCAGAAAUGGUUGUAUGCUGAAGGAGAUGUUGCUUUCAGUGGCACAAGCCCAUAGAGGAGAGAGUUUUUGUAUGCAGAGUUUUACAGGAUGCACUUGCAGAACCAACAGUUUCAAGAAUUGUGCCAAUACAAACACAACAGCUUGUACUGUUGUCAUUUGUCUUUCCAUUAUAUAUGUUCUAGCUUACCUUGCAAAAAAUUUGAUAGAGGUUUAUUUAGAUAUUUAUGGAAACCCUGAGAGGCAAGAGAGAAAAACAAUUGUACUAAUCCAGUUUCUAAGUCUGUUCUAAAUUGUUUUCUGUUGUGUGAUGACUUAAGCACAGGUGGGGAAAACGUUUUGCCAGGAAACAAUGUUUGAUCACCAUUUUUUUUCCUUGUUAUUUGUCUCUCAGGGCUUUCGUAAAAGUUUCUCUGGUUCCUCAGGUAUACAAAGCUGCUGUUUUGUUUUUUUAAUUGCACCAUAUUUGGUGGUUAGAAUUUUUUUUCAACAUGUUACUGAACAGUCAUGUUGAAUCUUAUGACCUCUCAUUUAUGACUAUCAUCACCCAAGUGUCAGUAAGUCCCCAUCAUGCAAACAGAUUGAUACCUGCUCUUGAAGAAAAAAAAAAUGGACAAGUCAGUUUUUUGGACUUAUUUACCCUAAUCAGAUGAUCGGACAUUAGUUACAAGAGGCCUUACAUAAUGAAAUACUAGGAUGAAGUAAUAGGCUUGAUGACGUUUUUUUGUGGGAUCUUUAUUAGUGUGUAAAAAUGUGUAUGGGGGUAAUAGAAAAUGUAAAAAGCUUAGGCCUUCAGUUGAUUUAGCAGAAUACGCACUAAAAUGUUUUCUUAAUGUGUUAUAUUGUACAGCUAUGAGGAUAUUUGCACAUAACUCAAUUCACACAAAUGAAAAGACUUCUUUUUAAGGUUAUGAUAUGAACAGAGGAGUCUUCAUCCAGUGUAUGGAAUGUCAGUACUCUGGCUCAUAAUAUCUGAUGUGUAAUCAUGUUAAGAGUUUUAUUCCAAAAUUAGUUGUACAUCAUCAGGAAGAAAAAUGCAACAAGAGAAAAAUAUAGCUUUUUUUUAAUGACAUCCUUAGACAUAGUUUAAUAGAAUUAUGUGCAUUUUUGAGGGUAUAGUAUAAGUAAUAUUAGCCAUAGUAAAUAUGGAUACAGUAUGUGUUGUUUUGGAAUGUAGCUCUUUAUAUUUUCAUUGAGAUUGUGAAUGAGCCUCUGCCUGAGCGCAGUUAAUGUGUGGUGCUUUAGGUGUUUCUUGAUUUUAAUUUUUUUUUUAUUACCCCCUCAGUCAUAGUGGGUCCACACUGGCAUUCCUUAGCAGCUCAGGCCCUCAGCACAAGCCCGGUCGAUCCCCCGACAGAAUGGCUGAGUUUUAAUUAUUCCCUACCGAAGAUCUGGGCACCCUAAGCCAACAACAGUCCCAAGCCGCUCCAAUCAGGAAUUGGUAAUAAAGAGGCUUUGGAGGAGUGCUUUGCAGUCUCCCUGGGGUGGGGUGUGGGAGGGCAUGUUGUAUACUAAGGCAAAUAUUUACCCACUUUGUGUUUAAAAGUCUGGACCAGUGCUGCUCAGCAGUAUGGAAGAGGCAGGGUUCAUUCUACCUCAUCACAACUCCCAGGGAUAUGGGAGAUUGAGCAGGCAUCAGUCACAUUCACAUCAGCUGGGCACACAUGUCUCCAUGUAAGGUCCUUACCGAUGCCUGUAAACUUCGUAUGCAAUGCACUAUUUGAACAGUUAGUCUAGACUAUAAUCAACUUCUUGUUAAAUCACUAUAGAGUAGCACUAGGCACAUCCAAAAGAUGUGUGUGGACUUUUUGUUUGACAAAUAUGUUUAAGAGUUUGAUAAAUGCCUCUUUACCCUGUGUGUUGUAUUAGCAAUGCUAAAAUUGUCUUUGAAAUGUAUGCAGAUAUGAUUUGCCCAUUUAUCUUAACAAAUUAAAAGACUGAUAUAGCUGUCUGUGGAA
Molecule: messenger RNA, 5061 nt
Organism: Centropristis striata (black sea bass)
Lineage: Eukaryota; Metazoa; Chordata; Actinopteri; Perciformes; Serranidae
Gene: chfr
Product: checkpoint with forkhead and ring finger domains, E3 ubiquitin protein ligase
Exons: 18
Coding region: 128-2059 (643 amino acids)
Biological process (GO): ubiquitin-dependent protein catabolic process; protein ubiquitination; mitotic cell cycle checkpoint signaling
Cellular component (GO): nucleus
Molecular function (GO): ubiquitin-protein transferase activity; protein binding
Source: RefSeq, a predicted model, not a curated record